This is a messenger RNA of Larimichthys crocea (large yellow croaker), 4167 nucleotides long. Its product is annotated as von Willebrand factor A domain-containing protein 7. The transcript has 16 exons. The record is from RefSeq and is a predicted model, not a curated record. Lineage: Eukaryota; Metazoa; Chordata; Actinopteri; Sciaenidae. The coding region runs from base 58 to 2841 and encodes 927 amino acids.
UUGUCACAGAAAUUCAUCGACAGGACGACUUCCAGACCUAAGACAGGUUGUGCAGUGAUGUCUGGAGGGUUGGCUGUGCUGUGUCUGCUGCUCCUGCAGACGGGAGCUUUCGGGUUUCAGAUAAUAUUUGGUGGAGGAUCGCUGAAACAUCAGGACAUCACUGAGAGAGCCAUCUUGAAUGCCACCGUGCAGGCUUGCCGCGCUCUGGCCUUGGCUGAGGGCACAGACUUCACCUUUCCUCCUCUGAAUGUCGAGUCUGUUGCUGUUGCCUGUGAAGCAUCAAAAUCAUUCAAGAGCUUCCAAAAAGCAAUCAAAGUAAUCCAAAAAAAGAACUGGCGAGUGGAUAUUCGUUUCUUGCUCAGCUCACGCCGUCACUUUGACGACGAGGACUUUAUAGAGGGAAGGAAAAUCAUCACAGAAGGACUCUCAGCUGUGAAGGCCAGCAACAAGCGAGAGAACUUUGAGGCAGCGAGAGAAAAACUGGGAGAAAUCUUACACACUUUACAGGAUUUCUACAGUCAUAGCAACUGGGUAGAAAUGGAAAACAUCUUCCCAAAUUCCAAUCUGAUCAGAUCAGACACCAGCAUUGGUAACAUAGCAGAUGAAAGCAGGGCGACGUGUCGCAACUGUGAUGGAGACAACUGCACCAACAACAUCUUGGAGGACAUCAUAGAGCAGAAGAUCCUAACCUCCGGAUACUUUGGUGUUGUGCCUUUUUUCUCUACCAAACCAAAAGGAAAAUGCAGUCAUGGAGGAGUGUUUGAUCAAACAAGUACCAUCGAACCUAAAGGCGGGAUCAACAAGGACACUUUCGAGUCUAGCCAUGGACAUCUCCACGUGAAAGCAGCAAAUCUGGCGAUAGCUGCAACCAGUGAGCUACUGGAGGACAUUCGAGGGGCUGCUGGUGACAGACCGUUCCUACAGAUGUUGGGAAUCUCCAAAGGAUCCAGUAAAGCUCUUUGUUUUGUGAUUGACACCACAAAAAGCAUGAGUGAUGACAUUGAAGUGGUGAAGACCGUCACUUCCUCUAUAAUCAACAGUGAAGUGGGAACAGAAGAUGAGCCCUCACUUUACAUUCUCGUACCUUUCGAUGAUCCAAAUUUUGGACCACUGAUAAGGACUACAGACCCAAAUGUCUUCAAGAAUGCUAUAAAUGCACUAUCACCAUCUGGAGGAGGAGAUGAUGCGGAACUUAGUCUCUCAGGGCUUCAGCUGGCUUUAACUAGUGCGCCUUCAAACUCUGAGAUCUUCCUCUUCACGGACGCACCUGCUAAAGACAAACACCUGAAAAGCACAGUGAUCGCACUCAUAGAGCGGACACAGUCAGUGGUGAACGUCAUGAUUAGUGGCUCAACAGUGGAAAAUCGUAGGAGACGGCGUGAAGUCAGGAUAACAGCAUCAGAUGCACAGCUGUACAGAGACCUAGCUCAGGCUUCAGGAGGUCAGGCCAUCGAAGUCACAAAAAAUGAGCUCCCUGUAGCCAUCAGCAUCGUAACAGAGUCCUCCAGCUCCUCUCUGGUGACCCUCCUGCAGGCAGCCAGGAGCCCGGGAAAGGCAGAUAAUUUCAAGUUUUUUGUCGAUCAAACCGUAACAAACCUCAGAGUUUACAUCACCGGGCGCUCCGUCAGCUUCACCCUCAUCAGCCCCACAGGUGAAUCUCAGCAGAGCACCAUCACAUCAGGAUCACUGAUCACUGCGUCCCAGUCAGUGGGAAACUUUAUUACUCUGCAGAUAAAAACCCAACAUGGACUGUGGGAAAUGAAAAUGGAGUCAACUAAUCCCUACACUCUGAAGGUCAUAGGUCAGAGUCCUAUUGACUUCCUGUUUGACUUUGUGGAGGUCUCGCAGGGCCUGUUCAAUGGAUUUGAUGCUCUUGACUCUCGUCCCAGGGCUGGUGUCAACGGGAGCUUGUUGGUGUCUUUAACGGGGAGUGAUUCGGCUACAGUGACCGAGGUCGCUCUGGUUGAAUCAUCGGGGUCCGCUGAGAUUAAAGGAGUUGUGGAGGCACAGGGGAGUAGGAACUUCUUAGUUCAUAUCGACAGGAUACCAUCAGUGGAGUUUGUGGUCCGGGUGAAGGGGCAGAAUGGCGGUGUAUUCUUCCAAAGGCAGUCAUGCACCAACUUCAGAUCCUCCAAUCUGACUAUUACUGCUGAUUCAAAUGGCAUCUUGGUACCAGGAACGCCAUUUCCUGUGCCUUUCUCUGUGAUGACCAAUGGAAUAGGGGGAAACUUCACCAUCCGAGCCACCAACAGCCAACGUUUUGACUCAACAUCUCCAACCAGUUUAUUUCUGGAAGCUGGAAACAGUACUAAUGGCACUGUGACCCUCUCAGCACCUCUUAACACCCGUUCGGGUACUGACGUCACCCUGACUAUUGAGGCUGAGGCUCCGGGAGGCAAAGAUACAAACUAUGUUGUGCUGCGUUUCUCAAUUGUGAACACGGUGACUGAUUUCACUAACCCAGCAUGCCAGCUCCUCAGCCUGCAGUCCAACUGCUCUGAAAACUGCAGCUUAUCCACAUGGGAGCUUUCUGCCCUGGUGACAGAUGGAGCUGAAGGGACGGGUGUCGCCCGUGUUAGUCUCAAACAGGGCAACGGGACCAUGAACACCAGCCUGGUUACAGGCAACGAGAACAUAACGUUAGUAUCCUACAGCGCGUCUUGCUGUUCACCUGAUAUGGAGCUGUUGGUUGUGGAUCAGGUGGGUAAUGUAGGCACCUGUUUCUACACUAUCAGGGAACCUCCACCAUCUGCUUUGUCUGUUUCCACCAAAGCCACACAGUCUUUCUUUCUUUGCAUAAGCAUAGUCAUGUUAGGGCUCCAUGUACUGACAAAACAGUGACUCUGUCAAAGUUGCAAAUGGUUAAAGCUGCAUUAUUACUAUUAUUAAUUGCGUCAUUAAUCUAUAUGUUGACACUGAAUUUACUUUGUAAUAUGUAUGUGUACUGUGCCAAAUAUUGCAUGCAGUGAGGCAUCAUCCUGCAGGGAAUUGUGACGCAUUUAUGACGAAACGGUUCCAAACUCUUUUUAGCGUGUAGGACCUAAAGGUCGAUGCUUUGCUUUGUCUCCAUGUUAAGGCACCUUUUAAUACACUGCAGCACCUUAGUGGGCACUUUAUCAUGUUUUUGUGCACAAUAGAUGGCACUUUAUCUACCACAGGGUCACCCAAGAAGGCAUUCCAUACCCUUUCACACAGACCCUUGCCACAAAACAGAUAAAGAAAGUAUAAACUGGGCUUAAAGAGGUAAUUGUUUGCUUAUUUAUUAUCCAUUUUAAAAGGGUUUAAAAAGGUUAUGUUGUAUGCUUUGUGUAUGUUGUAUGCCUGUUUUGAAUUGUAUCUGUCCCUUAGUGGCCAAAACCCAUUAAUGCAGCUUUAAAUCUCAAACAGAUUUUUUUGCUACGUGCUGGUUGCUUAGCUAUUAUGAGGCUUAUUGCUGCUGUUAGCGUGUAUUCAGACAGGAACAGGGAAACAGGCAGGGUGAGGGGAGCUCAGGUGGGUUGCUAAUGACUAUACCUGCUGAAUGUAACCGCUGUGAAACAAUCAGAAAAUAAUAAUACUAACUUUUUAUUUUGCUGAUUAAUAACAGCUUUAUCGAGGCCGGCGCUCACUCUCUGUUGUUGUUACUCUGUUUCUCUACCAAAGCGCUCUCUCUCUCUCUCUCUCUCUCUCUCUCUCUCUCUCUCUCUCUCUCUCUAAUCAUCGGACAGAGUUUAUCAGAGUUUAGUCUGGGAAUCCACCUGGAUAGUCUCCGCUUCAGAGACAUUUCAGGCUGUCUGUGGAGGUUUGACCGAUCUGAGAGUCUAAAUGGCUUGCGGGAUGUGACAUGGGGCUCCGGUUUGCCAAAAGUUGAAUCAGGCUCAAUUUCUCACCCAGACGCCGGCAACGUUUUUUGCGGCAACCCCUGCGUUGCAGACUGCCGGUGCAGAAACACACGACCCCUACUGAAAUGAAUGAAAAGACCUCCGUUUCUGCUGCGGUGCCUCUUCCUGUCUGAAUGCUCACGUAUACAGGUCUUUUGUCCUGUGAAAGAUAGAGCCUGAUGCCUUUUAUGCUCUGCUUCCUGUUUAGUGAAUGUAUUUCUGUUUGUGAGCUACUGUGUGGCUUCACACACGUGAAGCAUCAUUUUGUCAUUUUAAUAAACUCUGAAAUGUUUCAACAAGAGAUGAA